AUGGAUCCAGGCACUCUUGACCCUAUUCACAAUUCCACUAUCGCUGAUGAGCUCGUUCAGGCCAUGCAGCCCGACACGACCGAGCUGACUUCGCAAUUGAUCGCCUUGCUUUCUGUCACUGUUAUGUGUGUUCUGUUCGGUGUGAAGACAUACAACGUUGAUUUCAAAUACUUGACCUAUUCACGAUGGCUCGUUAUCUGCCUGUACAUCAACUCGUGGGGAUUCACCUACAGUGCUAUUUUGCUUGCUUCGACCAACAAUGGUAACAAUAUGUCAUGUCUGCUUUCCGAGCUUACUUGCGAUGUCUUUUACGCAGGAACAAAGCUCACAAUUUACUUUUGGCUGAUCGAAAAGGUGUGGGUCGUGUCCGCCGUUCGUAAAGCAAGAAUGAAAACAUGGUCGUACAAGUUCCAUCUUCUUUUGAUGACUCCGUUUAUCUUCACCUUCUCUCUCAUGCUUAUCUUUCACAUUGCCGAACUAAAAGACGACGGUACCUGUAUGAUUGGUUUGCAGCCAAUUGCCAGUAUUCCAUUGCUGGUCUAUGAUUUCAUCUUCAACAUGUAUAUGACGAUCCUUUUCGUCAAGCCUCUUGUCCAAUCAGGCAAGAGCAUCUCCACCGACUGGAAAUCAACCCGUCUUCACGACGUUGCACGACGGACACUUGUUGCCUCCGUCGUCUGCUUGCUCAUUUCUUUUGCAAACAUUCUUGUCUUGACCAUCAUGAACGGUCGUGAGCGUGGUGUUGUCUGCUUGACUUGCUGCACUAUCGAUGUGACAAUUAACGUCGUUACCGUUCAUUGGGUCACGAGCAAUCCAGCAAGCAAGAAAGCUAAGGAUCACAUCAACAGCACUUCAAACCCUAAUGAUACCAUGCAAGCCACCUUCUCUGUUGACCACAAGGAAAAGAACGGCUACGGUGUUGGCAUGGAGCACAACCCUAGCAACGCGUUUGUCAUGGUCACACCCAAUGAGGAUGAUCACGGAAGCCAGUCAACUGCACCGGAUUCGAGUCUGCACAAGUCGUUUUAG
Messenger RNA from Zychaea mexicana, 1029 nucleotides. RefSeq lists its product as uncharacterized. The transcript is spliced from 6 exons. Lineage: Eukaryota; Fungi; Mucoromycota; Mucoromycetes; Mucorales; Lichtheimiaceae. The record is from RefSeq and is a predicted model, not a curated record. Bases 1 to 1029 code for a protein of 342 amino acids.